CAAGCCCGCGGGGUCUCCCUCAACCCGGGAGGGGAGGGGCACCUGCCCCGUGGGGGCCGGCCCGCCCUCGUGCUAUUUAGGGGAGCGCCGGCAGCCAGCUACAGGUUUCGUAGCGCCAUGGAGGGUGGUGACAUCGAGAAUCCCGUGUUCGAACCGCCCAGCCCUGAGUCCGGCCGCCAGCGCCAGGCGAGCCCCUCCGGCACGGACUCACCGGCUGAGGAGGGGCCCUGCGGGUGGAGCAGCUGCGCGCCAGAGGCUUUGCAGCUCUGCAACAACGCCGAGGGCUACCUGGCCGUCUACAGCCUCCUCGCCGUCUUCCAAGGUAUUGUGGUAAAUGGCCUUGUUAACGUCAGUAUUUCAACAAUUGAGAGGCGUUAUGAGUUGAACAGUUCCCUCACGGGCUUAAUGUCUGCUAGCUAUGACAUUGCUUUUUGUAUAUUGUCACUAUUUGUAUCUUUCUUUGGAGAAAGAGGACACAAACCACGAUGGCUUGCUUUCUCAGCAUUCUUGCUAGGAUUGGGCUCCCUUAUAUUUUCAUUACCACACUUCAUUAGUGGAAAAUACCACUUUGGAGCUAAACUUGAAGACACGUGUCAGAUUCCAGGAGCAAGCUCUACUAACUUUACUUGCAGUGCCAGCACAAAGUCUUCACUUCAUAAAUAUCUACUUGUCUUUAUGCUGGGACAGCUGCUGCUGGGAGUUGGAGGAACUCCGCUAUAUACUUUGGGGACAGCUUUUAUUGAUGAUAGUGUCCCAAAACACAAGUCUUCCCUUUAUAUAGGAAUUGGCUAUGCCAUGUCACUGCUGGGUCCUGCUAUUGGCUUUGUCUUAGGAGGGCAGCUCCUUAAUAUUUAUAUUGAUAUCCAGAUCCCAGAAAGUACAAAGUUGGAUCAAGAUGACCCACGUUGGCUUGGAGCAUGGUGGAUACCGUUUCUUGCAUGUUCUUUUGCUAUUUGGCUUCUUAUAAUACCUUUUUCAUGCUUUCCAAAACACCUACCAGGAACUACAAAAAUUCAGGCUGAAAAAAUCUCUGAGACACAUAAUGAUGGAAGUGCGGCACUUGUUGAGAACCAGAAUAUUGGAAAAAGUUUUAAAGACUUUCCUGUGGCACUUCUGAUACUGUUGAAGAAUCCAGUGCUUAUGAGUCUAAUAAUAGCCAGUUCUUCAGAAGCUUUAGUUGCCACUGGCUUUGCCACAUUUCUACCAAAGUUUAUAGAAAAUCAGUUUGGCAAGACGUCAAGUUUUUCAGCAACUCUUGGAGGGCUUGUGUUAGUUCCAGCAGCAGCACUAGGCCAAAUCAUAAGUGGCAUCUUGGUUUCCAAGUGCAAAAUGGAUUGCAAAAGCAUUAUCAAGUUCAUGACGGGCACUUGUUCAGUGGCCCUACUAUUCAACUCAGUGGUUUUAUUUGCUAAAUGUGGGAAUGAACCCUUCGCAGGUGUCUCUGAAACAUAUAAUGGAACAGGUGUGCUCUAUGACUUAACAGCACCAUGUAAUGCUAACUGCAGGUGUUUGCGUUCCAUGUACUACCCAGUUUGUGGCAGAGAUGAAGUCCAGUACUUUUCUCCCUGUUUCGCAGGAUGUGCAUCACAUCUCUUUAACAACGUGAAAAAGACGUACCACAACUGUUCCUGUAUUGGGAAACCAAAAAGAGAAAGUGAUUCAGAAGACUUUUUUUAUGAGGCUGUCCCUGGGAAAUGUCCAACACAGUGCAAACUUCUACCUUUUUUCCUGACCUUCUUCUUUUUUGCUGUUGUUUUUACAUGUAUGGCUAUUACUCCAACAACUGUGGCCAUUCUCAGGUGUGUGCCAGAUAAACAGCGCUCGUUUGCUCUUGGAGUACAGGAAGUAUUUCUGCGACUGCUGGGUACUAUUCCUGGACCAAUUUUGUUUGGUGUUGCUAUAGACAAUAGUUGUACUCUGUGGGAUUUUAAUGAAUGUAAAACUAAAGGAGCCUGUUGGGUUUAUGACAAUGAAAGAAUGGCUUAUCUUCUGAUGGGCAUAAGUCACUGCAACAAGGACUCUUCUAUUCUUUGCAUUCAGGUACUGCUUGCAAAAUCAUCACGAUCAUCUUUGUGUUCACGGCAGGAUGUUUGUAUAAGCCUCCUUCAGCAAGUGCAGACCUGUCAUAAAAGGAUUCAGAAAUGGUAUCUGCUAUACACACUUGAAUCGUGAGCAGACUGGGAGGCCUUUUGAAGGAAGCCAAUAAAAAUAAGCACUGUUACACAGUGCUUGUACCAAUGUUCUUGUACACCAUUACCCAAGUGUAAAAGAUCAUAUUCAAUUCUUGAACAACUUAAAAUAUUUGUGAAAGUGUAAUAUUCUUUAACUUGCUAAACAUAAUUUUUGGUGUUCCAUUGUGUGUAUCCAAAAAAGUGACACUUAAAUUUGCAGUCUAAUUUUAAAUGUCUUUUAUAUACCUUAGGUGAAACAAGGUGGAAUACUUCAAUCAAAAAGAAAAACCCGAACAAUAUAGAAGAAAUGGACUGAACUAGGCUGACUGAGAGCCCCAUUUCCUCCUGCUUAUAAAAUAAUACCUAAGUGAGACUGUAGUGGGAGAAAACAAGUCGCUUGAUAUAUUAAAGAGAACUAUGGAUAUUUAAAAUGGACUUAUUUUAGUGUGCAUAUAAUUCUGGGCUACUGCCUUUGGGAGUUUGACUGUAGAUAGACUUGGGAGUGUGCAAGUAUGUUUUAGAUAUUUUUAAAUGUUACCUGAAUGGCGUAGUUUACUUUUUAGCAUUUGUAGAAAAAUAUAAAUAGUUAUUAUAGGAUAGCUGGGUUAUAACAGUAAAAUGUUUGUUAAUUUAAGUGCCUUAGUUUCUAUCAGGAAUAUAUACAAAAGGUUAAUGUCCAGCUGCAUUCUUUAGCCGUUGUUAACAUUUUUCUAUACAAUUUUGAAUUAAAACCAGUUUUCUUAUUACUUUUCUGUAUUCUUUGUCCUUUCUAAGUGGCUGAGUUUUAGGCUUCUCAACUCCAAGAAUCGCAGUGCUGAAAGUUAACAAAGAAUACAUAUGCAAGCAUGAAAAUUGGGAAAAUAUAGCUUUAGUUAUUCCUUUUUACUUACACACUGCAUACUAUUAAAACUGCAUUUAUAGCACAUCCAUUGCACUGUACAAAUUAGCCACAUUCACUAUAUUGCCUGCUACUGGUAUAUCAUUCGGUAUUAACUGGAAAUAUUUAAUGAGCGAGGUAUCCUCUGCAGUUGCCUUACUUCAUUAACUUCAUUAGCGUAAACUUUCCUUCUAUUGCACUGGCUGUGCAUGUCUUUCUUACAUAGCCAUAUGUGCCCUUUUCAUCUGGUUAUAUGAGCUCUACUUGUUGACUCUACCAGGAGUUUUAAACAUGCUGCAACAAAGAAUUGUGGCAUAUGGGUCAUGUUUCAUCUAAUUCUUUAAAUGCGGCUGUUAAGGCUUAAGUAUACAACUCCAGAAGAGGACUUUCUUGAACCGUACAGAAAGUAGAGUGAAAUAGACUACACCUCCUGAAAGCACUAGACUUAAUGGCUUUUGAAGCAAAGGAGGAAAGACGUAGAAUACAACUGAAUUCAUGCUUGCUGUACUUAGUUGAAUGUCUCCCUAUAACAUGCUUUCCUGAUAAAUGGACUCAUGGCAAGAUGGGCAGGUUCCCUUGAAGUACUAGAUACUAAUCUUCCGUAACAUUUGGGAACACGGUCUAAAAGUCUGAAUUUGUUUUCCAGCUCUGACAUAGUUUGUGUGGGGUAUAGCAAAUCUCUAAAUUGUAGUAAAGAUACAGUAUGGUAGCUAAACUGGUAAACUUGUUUCUCUUGUUUUGUCUUAAGCUGCGAGAUCAUGGUUUACAAUUCCUGCUGUCAAACAGAUUACAAAACUUGUGGGGAGGAGUGAUGCAAACUUCCUCUUCUGAGGAAAUUAUCUGCAAUUGUAGUUGCACUGGAGUGCUUAUUUGGGCGGAGAAGGAAGGAAUUAUUGCCAUGAUGUAAAAUUACAGUUAAUACUCAGGGCUGUUGCAAUUCAUAGUUGAAAUAUCACC
Messenger RNA from Cuculus canorus (common cuckoo), 4005 nucleotides. RefSeq names its product solute carrier organic anion transporter family member 4C1-like. Gene Ontology annotation, molecular function: protein binding. The record is from RefSeq and is a predicted model, not a curated record. Gene Ontology annotation, biological process: transmembrane transport; sodium-independent organic anion transport. The transcript is spliced from 13 exons. NCBI's taxonomy places the organism in Eukaryota, Metazoa, Chordata, Aves, Cuculiformes, Cuculidae. The coding region runs from base 118 to 2172 and encodes 684 amino acids. Gene Ontology annotation, cellular component: membrane.